UUCUAGCGUACAGUGCUCACCUCAAAUACACCAGUUUCCGCAAUUAGUCUAAAAAAUUAGUGAAAGAAUGGGGAGUUGGUCUCUCGGUCCAGCUAAAAGGGCCAAAUUAAUUACAAUUAUUCUACUUUCCUGCUUUAUAAACUCAGUUAUUGCGCAAUUGGACAAUCAAACCCUCGAAAGUGCAUUCAGUUUAGACCCUAUCGAGUCUUCUGAGGUAUCGGGGACACAUGACAAUGUAGUUGAGCCGGAGAGAAAAGAAGAUGAAGCAAAAGUGGAUACAGUGUCAUCAGAGUUGGAGGAUUUGGUUGAGAAACUGCCUGAUGACACUCUCCAUGUGAAUCAGGACGAGAAUGAUCUCAGGAGUGAGGACUCACCGAAGGUUCUGGGGUCCUCUCCAUCAGCAUUCGACAAUGCUGAUCCUCACGUUAACGAGACUCCUCAAGAGAUUCAUCGGGAGUCACCAGGAAUAUCCAGGGGAAUUGAUGAAGUACGGAGUGAAAAAUACGUGAAUUACGAUUCUGAUGAUCCAGAAGCGAUCAGAUGUGCACCAUCGCCGGAAAAUUCGCCGCGCUAUUAUGUGAUGACCGAGGAGAGAUGGAGGAAAAUUCGGUCUGAAAAGAUGUACUGGUAUUUUGAUAAGUGUGGAGAGAAUAAUAGGGGCGAUUUUCAGACUGAUGUGCACUCCUCGAUGCCACAGAUACAUAAAAACUUUAACUUUCAAUUGCCGUUCUAUGGAUUUCGGUACAAUUACACGAGGUUAUCGAUGAAUGGAUACUUGGAAUUCAGUGAUCCUCCGAAUCAUUACACGUAUCCAUUGGUCUUUCCCGUGAAAGACUGGCCGAAGAAGAACGACCCUGCGUUUAUUGGCAUCUUCUUCAGCAAAUGUCGGAUUGGAUCACUUCGACCUACUGAUAUCGAUCAACGAGAGCCAGGAGUUUACUUCAGAAUGGAGAGGGACUUGCAGAAGAGAACUGAUCAGUUUGGUGUAGAGAUGAGGGAAAGAGUAAAAUGGGAUAUUCGAGAGGGAGUAGUUGGAUCCGAUACAUUUCAACCAAAACAUGCUGUCAUUGUCACGUGGAAAAAUAUGUCCUUCGCCGGAGGCAUUGACAAUUCCCUCUAUAAAACUAAUACCUUUCAAUUAGUUUUGGCAACUGAUGAGGUUUACACGUACGCUAUCUUCAAUUAUCAUGACAUACAGUGGACGAGUCACACUGAGGCUGGUGGGGAUACCACUGGUGGCGAAGGUGGAGUGCCCGCUUAUGUGGGCUUCAAUGCUGGCAACGGAACUCAGAGCUACGAGUAUAAACCCUAUUCACAAAUGUCAACUAUUCGGGAUCUGACCAGUCGGGGCUGGGCUAAUGGAUUUGAAGGCAGACACAUUUUCCGGAUUGAUGAGAAGAUAAUGCAUGGAACUUGCAACAAAGAUAUCGCUGGAGCACAUUUACCGUUGACAUUCGCUCCGGAAAGUGGAAAUAUGCUCGGUGGUACUGUAGUAAAUAUCACAGGGCCUUGUUUCCUUCCAAAAGAUAAAAUCAAAUGUCGAUUUGAUACUGAGGAAGUCUUCGGCACAGUAAUUGACAGGAAUCGUGUUAUUUGCAUUCAACCAUUCGUGAAAGCCGAGGGAUAUAUCAGAUUCGCUAUCGUCGUCAAUAAUGGACAGUUCGAUUGGAAGGGAAAAUUCUUCAUUGAAACUCCAGCAACAGCAACCGAGAGGAUAUACUUCCAAAAUCGAGCAGUGCACGAACGAGAUCCCCGGGAAAUAAGAAUAACUUGGGAUGCUUAUAACUUGACCAGCAAUCUAAAUGCUGAAGUUCAGCUGUCACUCUGGGGCUAUCGAGAAACAACAAUUCGACCUGAAUUCGAGUACAUUGGUCUUCUUGAGGGGGAUUGGACCAACACUGGGGAAUACACGAUAACACCAGCCAAGUAUCGUAAUUACGAUAAUCCCUAUCAACGGGACAUCCACUUUGGUUUCAUUUCCAUUAAUUUAACGAAACCCACCGAUUACUCGGGACUUGACAUCACACCAGUUUUAUGGAGCAAACCCAUCCCCCUUGCUUGGUACUUCGGGCCUCAGUGGGAGCGGGAGCAUGGAGCCAAGUGGCCGCAGAAGCUCUGCGACAAUUGGAUCAUGAAUGACAGAUACCUGAAGAAUUUUGCCGCUGAAGUCUCACUCUGUCCUUGCACUCUGAGUCAUGCCUUGACUGACAAGGGUCGUUAUCAUCCCGAUCUGAGUUGCGAUAAGGAUUCGAAUCCUGAUUGUUUUUACAAUUAUGGAGCGAUACAUUGUGUUACCACUGGAGCCCCCAAUUUGGAUGGAUCGGAACAGCAAUGCUGCUACGACAAAAACGGCUACUUGAUGCUGACAUACGAUCAGCAGUGGGGUUCCAAGCCCCACAGAUCCCACAACCUGGGGUACCUGCCCUGGAACGAAGCUAACAAAGUACCGAGUCUCUCUCACUGGUUCCACGACAUGGUCCCGAUGUACCUGUGCUGCAUGUGGCAGGAGGAACAGGCAGUUGGCUGCGAGACUUUCAGGUUCGAGAGACGGCCUACCCAGGACUGCAUUGCCUAUCAAUCUCCAGCCAUCGCUGCAGUCUUUGGAGAUCCUCACAUCGUGACGUUUGAUGACGUUCCAUACACGUUCAAUGGAAAGGGGGAGUUUGUGCUGGUGCGGGUGGACACGGAAAAGUAUAAGCUGGAUAUUCAGGGGAGGUUCGAACAGAUGGGGAACAACUUCUAUGGAGAAGUUCGAGGAACUCAAUUGACCUCAGUUGCAGCAAGGGGCAACGACUCGUCAACGAUAGAGGUCCGCGUGAGACCGCCAAGCGCCCAAUGGCGGUACCGCUUGGAUGUCUUUGCGGACGGCCGUCGGAUUUACUUCGACAGGCAAUCUUUGAAGUUUCAGCACUUCCCCGGCGUUGUCGUUUAUACACCAACGUAUAUUUUGAAUCAGAGCGAAGUCAUAAUAAUGUUUGAUACCGGCGCUGGGGUUGAAGUGGUGGAAAACCAGGGCUUCAUGACCGCGAGAGUUUAUCUACCGUGGACGUACAUGAAUAAGACGAGAGGAUUGAUGGGCAAUUGGAGUAAUGAAAAAACGGAUGAUUUCACCCGGCCUGACGGUCAAAUAGUGUCAUUGAGUCUAGACCGUUUCGAGGAAAUUCACAAGAACUUUGGUAUGCAUUGGAUGCUGGAGGAUAAGGAGGAUAGGUACAAAGGGGCUGCAUUGUUCACUCGGGAAUUCGGCAGAACAGCGAGUUACUAUGCCAAUGUAACGUUUGAACCAGAGUGGAAGAGGACACCUCAGGAGAUAUUGUCAAAUAGAUCGGACGAUAUAAAAUUAGCUCGUGAGCUCUGCGGAGAGACUUAUCAGUGUCAAUAUGAUUACGCGCUGACAUUAAAUCGAGAUCUGGCGCAUUUCACCAAGAAUUAUUAUGACACAGUUACCCAAAUUAAGGCGCUAAAUUCCAAACCAACUAUAUCCUGUGGCGUUCUGGAGACUCCGAGAUUCGGCAGGAAGAGUAAUUUCCUGUUCAUACCUAACAUCAAAGUGACGUUUGAGUGCAAUCAAGGGUUUAUUCUCGUUGGAGAUCAGAGAAGAACCUGCGAGCAGAAUGGACGGUGGAAUAUUCCGGAGUAUGGGUACACUGAGUGCCUUCGUCAGCAGGAGUACAGCUCUCGACAGGCGGGUAUAACGUUUGGAAUUAUUCUCGGAUGUUUAAUUCCAAUUCUAAUGAUUAUUAUCUGCGGAGCAUUCAGAGUCGUUCAGGGAAGGAGAAAAGAACGGGAGCAGGAGCAAUCACAGAUAAGAUCCCGAACGACAGAGCUACAGAGAAUGCGAAAAAUUGAUGAGGAUGAAGAGCCAACCACUUACCCCAGCAAAACGACUGAAAUUAAUUAAUCACGUUUGAUUUUCUCAAUAUGUCAAAGACACGAUAGUCCCAACGACUUCUGUCAAUACUUUUCAUUAACUUUUACUUCAAUUCACCCUUACAAAUUCAUGAUGAAAUUUUACAAUUGCGGAAAGCUGCGCUUACACGAUCUCAUUAACUUCACCAGCUAUUUCAUGAUCCUCAAAACAUGUUCCACAUUCUCAUGACCAUCUCUAUCAAAACAUCCGUUAAUUAGUAUUGCUGGAAUUUUUUAAUAUUUUUACAAGUACAAAUGAAUAAUAUUGAUUUUUUUAAAUGAAACUCAGUGGAAUGCAAUUCAUUGCAAUUUAAUAAAAUAAAUGAACAUUAUAAUUAA
This is a messenger RNA of Diachasma alloeum, 4248 nucleotides long. RefSeq names its product protein mesh (gene mesh). NCBI's taxonomy places the organism in Eukaryota, Metazoa, Arthropoda, Insecta, Hymenoptera, Braconidae. The record is from RefSeq and is a predicted model, not a curated record. Bases 68 to 3901 code for a protein of 1277 amino acids. Gene Ontology annotation, biological process: cell-matrix adhesion. The transcript has 16 exons.